CUCAGCCAGGCAGGGGGAGUCUCUGGCGGACGGAGGCCGGGGCUCUUGGGCGGGCUCCCGGCCGCAGGGGGCGCUCAGCCCGCCUCGCUUGGAAAACAGUCACACAUCGACCCACCACCGAGCUGCGGCUGCCGUCUGUUCCCCGGACGGACGAUCCAUGGUUCCCGCCGGCGCUUGUAGCCGCUUGGCCCUCAGCGUCCUGCUCCUACUGGCCGGCGCUUCAGGUGAAUAUUGUAGGGCAUACACAGAUUCUGAUGGACGCAUGUAUUCUGAAAAAUCCUGCCCACAGUUCUGCUGUGGAAACUGCAUCAGCCGAUAUUGCUGCUUGGAUAGGUCAUAUAAAUUUGGAGAAGAUGAACAAUUUAUGUGUAAUGUGCUGGACGACAGGACAUAUCAACCCAUCAAGGAAGAAACGUUGAAGUUGCGUUCACACUUCGAUGAUGACUGGGAACCUAGACCCAGUUUUGGGACCUUUGUUGCUAUAGGGGUCACCCUCUUUGUGGUGUUCGUAGUCACUGUCAUUCUGUGCUUCACCUGUUCAUGCUGCUGCUUGUAUAAAACGUGUCGGAGGCCACGGCCUGUUGUGACCACCACAACUUCCACGACAGUGGUCCAUGCACCAUAUCCCCAGCAGCCCGGGAUACCACCUGGUUACCCAGUGGCACCCUAUCAAGGAUAUCAUCCUGUACCAGUCCAGCCACAACAUGGGAUGCCAGCAGCACCCUACCCAACACAGUAUCCUCCACCUUAUCCAACGCAAGUUUCAGGACCACCAGCCUACCAUGAGACAGUGGCAGCUGGUGCUGGAGUGCCCUACCCAGUCAAUCAACCCCCCUACAAUCCUGCUUACAUGGACCCUCAGAAGCCCAUCUAUUGAAUGGAUUUUCUAUUAUGCCUCUGUGCAUAACUUUUUUGUAAAGUAUAACAUGCUGUUUACACCAUACAGCUGUAGCACAUUUUCUUAAAAUGCAGCAGUCCCUCGUCUCUCUGUAAAGAGAGAAAUCUAAAUCAGUAGCUUUUUAAAAUACACUGAGCUCAGCAAGCAAAAGAAUUUAUCACUUGAAGUUCACUCCAUACCUCAAGCAAAUACAAUAGGAGAACUUGUUCAAAUUCCAGUGACAAAAGGGUGAAAAGGGAAUAGUUCAGAUACAAGAAGCAUGGUAAUGUGUAUUGUGCAAUAAUUUGAAGGGUGUUCGAAAAGAAUGAUCAGAAAUAAGUUAAACAGUCGUAAGCACCCAAAGCUGUAGCAUUCAUCUGCAUAUUAUUAAAAUAUAAACCUAAUUGUCAGAAAACUUUACUAAAAUUUGAUCUUCCUGUUUUCAAGUUAACAUGAUGAAUUAAGCUACACUUAACUUAGUGAUUUUUAAAGGGAAAUUUCCUUUGCUGGAAUAUAAUUGUGUUCAGAAAGGGAUAGUGGAACAUGUUCUAAUAGCUUUUUCCCACGCUGGUUGCAUUUAUUUUGUGCCCAACAGGCAGGGGGUUGAUCUAUUCCUUUCCGAUUUUAAAGCUAAAAACAUGUCAAGUCACUAGGUGUCUUUUCACUUCCUUUAUUUAAUUCUCUCUUAUCCCUGGCAAAAAACAAACCAACCCUCCACUGUUCAAUUAAAUAAACAUGUCAACAAGCUGAAAACCUAAGAAUGCUGCAUGAGAACAAUUGGAUGAGAAUUUGUUUGCUUCAUCAUUGCAAGUUUUGACUAUGUUUUGAUAUUGCAAAAAACAUUUCACCUUGACAGAACCAUGCAUUAUCCCUGUGAUGAAAACACUGCUUCUCAAAC
Chrysemys picta bellii (western painted turtle) is the source of this 1775-nucleotide messenger RNA. It is a transcript of the gene SHISA5, whose product is annotated as shisa family member 5. NCBI's taxonomy places the organism in Eukaryota, Metazoa, Chordata, Testudines, Emydidae. Gene Ontology annotation, biological process: positive regulation of canonical NF-kappaB signal transduction. The record is from RefSeq and is a predicted model, not a curated record. Gene Ontology annotation, cellular component: endoplasmic reticulum.